GCUCACUCAUGAUACACGUUACUGGGUACACCCAGAAACAAUAAAACAUUUGAUUGUUUUGUUACAGCUUUCUAUACAGGAAAAUAUUUAUCUAUAUAUAUUCUUAUUUUGAUUUCGCUUAAAUAACGUUAACAUUGAUUUUGUAUAUUUUAUUUUAAGACCUGAACACUAAACUAAUCAACCUACCUACUCUUUCUUUGUGUUUUUAAUACAUUUUUGUCAUAACCUGCCGCAAAUCUUAAUGAUUUGUUAUUCUUUCCUUGCAUUAUGGGAAAGAGGUACUAUUGUGAGUAUUGUGAUAAAACUUUAGUAGCCGCACCAUCGACUAUCAGGACGCACAAUAACGGAGCAGUACACCAAAAACUCGUUAACGAUCAUUACCAACAGUUCAAAGACCCUGAGACAAUACUAAAAGAAGAAAGCUCAAAGAGACCUUGCACUAGACAUUUUACAAGCCAGUGUCCUUUUGGCAGCAUAUGUAGAUAUUCACAUUAUACUCCAGAGGAAAUCAAUAAUUUAAAACAUUAUGUUGCUGAAAAAAAAAAAUUACUAACAAAAAAUCCAGUAUCAUUUGGAGAUUUAUAUGAAAAAUUUAUGGUUGACAAUACCACACAAGUUACCACAAAAGAAAAUGAGAGUGUAGUUUAUGAUUCGAAUGGAUACACACAUAUUUUGCCAUGGGUAUAUAACCCUAUCUUUGACAAUUACAGUGAUUUGCCACCAAGUAUAAAGAGGUUAAAAAUUGAUGAUUUUGAUAAAAGUAAUAUUGUGAAUUGGGGUUAAUAUAUUUUUCACAAACA
This is a messenger RNA of Pieris rapae (cabbage white), 800 nucleotides long. RefSeq names its product zinc finger matrin-type protein 5. Gene Ontology annotation, molecular function: zinc ion binding; nucleic acid binding. NCBI's taxonomy places the organism in Eukaryota, Metazoa, Arthropoda, Insecta, Lepidoptera, Pieridae. The transcript has 3 exons. Gene Ontology annotation, cellular component: U12-type spliceosomal complex. The record is from RefSeq and is a predicted model, not a curated record. Bases 268 to 783 code for a protein of 171 amino acids.